Messenger RNA from Carassius auratus (goldfish), 5668 nucleotides. Its product is annotated as DENN domain-containing protein 1A-like. NCBI's taxonomy places the organism in Eukaryota, Metazoa, Chordata, Actinopteri, Cypriniformes, Cyprinidae. Bases 152 to 3175 code for a protein of 1007 amino acids. Gene Ontology annotation, cellular component: cytosol; clathrin-coated vesicle. The record is from RefSeq and is a predicted model, not a curated record. Gene Ontology annotation, biological process: endocytosis; endocytic recycling. Gene Ontology annotation, molecular function: phosphatidylinositol phosphate binding; guanyl-nucleotide exchange factor activity. The transcript has 24 exons.
AAUCCCCCAAGGCUGUAGUACCGUGAUCCGCGCGUGGAGACCAUGGCGUUCCUGUGCAGAAUGUGACGGGGAUAACAGGAAAUAUAACUCCGACAGCGGGUUAUUUUUCACGUUAUUCUGAAGCAAGGAUUGGAUUUAAAUAGAGAAUAAAAUGGGCUCUCGUAUCAAAGAGAGCCCUGGGUCACCCUUUGAGGUGUACAUGGAAGUGGUGCAUUCUGGGACGGCUGGCUCUGGACCAGAGGUACGAAGGAGUUUCCCCGACACAUACGCUGACCAGAAAACGCUACAGACUAUCCCAAAGUUUUGUUUCCCCUUCAAUAUGGACAGUAAAGCAGUGGGCCAGGUGGGGCAGAACUUCACGUUUGUUCUGACGGAUAUCGAGAGUCAACAGCGCUUCGGUUUCUGCCGGCUCUCUUCGGGAGCUCAGAGCUGCCACUGCAUCCUCAGCUACUUGCCCUGGUUCGAGGUGUUUUACAAGCUGCUGAAUAUCCUGGCAGAGUAUUCAACCAAAGGACAGGACAGUCAAUGGAGAUCGUUGUUAGAGUGUCUUCACACGUUAAACAUCCCUGAUCCUGGAGUGCCUGUGCAUUUGAGUGUGCAUUUGUUUUUCACAGUGCCUGAUCCUAGGGAAUUGCCCAGUAUACCUGAAAAUAGAAAUCUGACGGAGUAUUUCGUAGCAGUGGAUGUGAAUAACAUGCUGCAUCUAUAUGCUAGCAUGCUGUAUGAAAGACGAAUCCUCAUUAGCUGCAGCAAGCUGAGCACUUUAACGGCAUGUGUUCAUGGUGCAGCAGCCAUGUUGUAUCCCAUGUACUGGCAGCAUGUUUACAUUCCAGUACUGCCACAGCACUUAUUAGAGUACUGCUGCGCUCCAAUGCCAUACCUGAUCGGAGUGCAUUCCAGUCUUAUGGAGAAGGUGCGAGGUAUGGCUCUAGAUGAUGUGGUACUUCUCAAUGUAGACACAAACACCCUUGAAACGCCAUUUGAUGACCUACAAAGCCUUCCUAAUGAUGUGGUUUCAUCUUUAAAGAACCGCCUAAGAAAAGUUUCCUCGACGACAGGAGACGGAGUGGCCAGGGCGUUUCUGAAGGCACAGGCAGCUCUGUUUGGCAGUUACAGGAAUGCACUACAAAUUGAACCGGAGGAGCCAAUCACAUUCAGUGAGGAAACGUUCAUCACGCACCGAUCCAGCACAAUGAGACAGUUUCUACAGAAUGCUAUCCAACUACAGUUAUUUAAACAGUUUAUAGACGGGCGUCUGGAACUGUUGAACUCUGGUGAAGGGUUCAGCGAUCAGUUUGAGGAGGAGAUCAACAUGGGAGAAUAUGCUGGCAGUGAUAAGACAUAUCAUCAGUGGCUUUUCACAGUGAAGAAAGGCAGUGGGGCCAUUUUAAACACAGUGAAGACUAAGGCAAAUCCUGCGAUGAGGACCGUUUACAAAUUUGCCAAAGACCAUGCCAAGAUGGGCAUCAAAGAAGUCAAGAGUCGACUCAAACAAAAGGAGCUUACAGAGAAUGGUUACUCAGAAGAGCCUGGCUCCACCCAAAUCCCCUCCACACACAGCAAAGACUCCCUCACCUGGGACCAGAGACAACCAAUCACAGUGCACUUUGGACAGACUGAGCAGUCACGUUCCCCACGGCCCCCUCGGCCACAACGUCCCCCUCCCCCCCAUCCCUCCAAAAUACAGCACAUCACACGACCAGCUCGGCCUCCUCGGCCUGUGGUGGCAAAGAGACCACGCGGUAACAUUGGCAUAGAGGGAAGCCCUGAACAUUACAUGCGUCCAACCUGUCACUAUACAGUGUUUCUGUGCGAGGACUCUUCGGGUGAUGAGCUCUCUCAGGAUGAUGACUCCAUUGCUGCUUUUCCUGAACACUUCCUGCUUUCUGCUCCCUUUGAAUGGCCCCAGCCAUACAGGUCUUUGAAAGAGGCGGAGCUUGUGGAAGAAGGUGAAGAGGUUCGGGAGUGCUUCCAAGGUAACACUGCUCCGUCCAGCCCUGUCCUAGACAAGUUCUCUGACCUGAGCCUGUUGCAGGAUGCUUUCCGUACUCAGCAGGGCGAGCCAGAAUGUACCAAUACCACAAAUACCACAAAAUCCUCUAACAGCACACGCUCUACACUCAGUUCUGCCAGAAGUUUGGAGGAGCUACGAGCAGACCCACAACAUGCCAACUUCAACUACCAGCCGAUGGAUCUUACUUCUGGUGAGCGCACACGCACAUUCCCUGGUCUUAAAACCACCAAUCCAUACAACAAGCUCUGGAGCCAAAGAGAUGUCCCGUCCACAUUGCUUGGCCAAGAGUCACCUUCCUGGGAGACACCUCUCUCCAUGCCACCCUUGGAACCCCCUGAGGCACAGCCACCCAGCAUAGAGAGUUCAAAUCCUAGUGCAGAGAAGACCGAAGGGGCUUGUAUCACAAUCCCUCGUCCCCAAGGUCGAAAAACACCCGAACCAGGUGCAGUUCUAUCACCAGCUGUGACCCUUCUGCGUGGGGUUAAACCAGCUAGUGAAAAGGAGGGAGGAGUGUCUGCUGGAGGGCAGGAGUUUCGGCAAGCACUGAACAUAUCUCCUCACUCCCAAUCACAAACUCAGGCAGACUUGUUGAAGCCCAGUGAGCCAAACAAGGGACAGGACUUGCUAAGCUUGUUGGACCCUCUGUGCGGAGCAACAAAGAACGAGUCCACCCCACCCCUUUCUAAACCCCCUAUACCUCCUCGACCCAACCUCCCAAACUUGCCUGCCUUCCCCCCUUCAGUAUCACUAAACCCCUUUACCCAACCACCCCAGUACCAGCCACAAAGGCAUUAUAGUCCUGUUAUCCCAGGUAACCCUUUUGCCCAAGCAUACAUGCCUCGCCCAGGUGCCAACUACUUCUCCACCUCUGCCCACCCAUUCUCAGUAUUUGGUCAGACAUCUGCUGUGGGUGUGACCCCAACCGGAGGGUCAUGGCCAAUUGGACAUGUUCCUCCAUCCUCCAAUAGUAGCGGGUCUCUUUCAACCCUCUUAGACUCACCUGCUCCGGCUUCUCUGGCCCAGUCUGCGCAAGUUUCUGCAGAUGAACCCCUUGACCCAUUCAGUGACCUUCUUACUAUGGCAACAACACCAACAGUAAUGGCCACGCCCCCCAAAAAGAAGGUAGAGGAUUUGCGAAGAAGGUGGGAAACUUUUGACUAGCUCUGCCCUCAUCUUUCCUCUGCUGCUGCUACCAACCAGUGAGGGUCUGAAAAUUUAGAGCCAGUGGGUAUUUAAGACUGUGCCACCUAGUGGCCUGAAAGCACUGUUGGACAUUUUUCUUUCAGAGAUGCUUUUUUUUUUGCGCCUAGCUCACACUUAGCCUUAUGCACACAUGCUAAUGAUGUGUUUCCCAUAGCAUCUGGAUGAACAGUUUCGUUCCAAUAGCAGCAAGAUUAACACUGAAAAAACAUAUUAGCUGGAUAACACUGUAUUUUCUGUAGCUAGUGUAGUCUAGUUUCCAUAAGGAUCGAACUACAGUACUAAAGAUACCACACAGUAAGUGACCCAAGUCCUACAUUAGCAAUUAGACUGGCAUUUUUGCUUUUAUGGCGGUUACUGCAUGAACAGUCAGUGCCAGUUUUAUAAGAACUUUUUUUUUUUUUUAUCCUACACAUUAAUUCAAAAUGACAUACACUAGUGUCCACCUUCUUGUACAAAUGAUUGUUAAAUUGCCAUUUAUAAUGCACUUGACACAUAUUUUGCGUAUCUCUAGUAGAUGGCAUACUACACAUCCCACACUUCUUGCUACGUGACAUAAGGGCAUACUACAUUCUGGAUUUUAAAAUGCACAUUGCAUAUAACGUUGUGACUGCAGUACCUGCCGUGUAUUUCGAAUUUGCACUACAUUAUUUAUGGCAUACUAUAAUGUAUACUGCACUACAUAUUGUGUCCUAGUAGAAGCUAUAUACUGCUUGCUACAUAGAGCAUAGUGUGUGAUAAAGUGCGUCAGAAUGGGUCAGCGUAAACAGUCCUGUGAAACAAAACACUGCCCCCUAGAGCUCUGAAAUAAGAUUUUAGAGGACAAAAAUGCAGUAUGCAUUUGAUGAAUUAUAUGUGAUGAAUGGCUUCACUGGUACUGGCUUUACUUCUGGUUUUGCUUGCCUGUGUGUCAGUCCAAAAGUAAUGGGUCUUCUGGAACAGGGUUCUGUUCGGUUUCAAAAUAGUUUAGUUUAGAUGCUAAUUGUCCAUUUGCUUUGAUUUGAUGUUGAAGUUCUCUCAUUUUAUUCUGAGCAUCACAUGAUAGACUUAUAGCUUUCAUAAAGCAAACAGUCACCACCCUUCUUUUUAGCACUACCCUUUCCAUUUAAUCUGCUACUGCCGUGCGAGCUGUAUUAUGGGUAUUUAUUCUAAGAGCUGUUUUGUGCUUUUUAAACAUACAUACUGCUAUAAAGUGUGUUAAAAUGAGACCUAACUCUUUAACAGUUGGUUUUCUCAUAAUGGACUCUGCCUGUUUUCUUUAUUUAUAUAUACAAUCUUUGUUUCAUGCCAUUUAUUUAGGUAUAUUUUUGUCUGAGACAAGUAGGAGAACACUGUUUGUGCAAAUCUUGACAUGGAAAAGAAUUGUGUACAACCAAACGCUCAAAUCCAAAAGAAAUAUGUUUUUGUCCAUGUCAUUGAUCAUCAGGGAGUGAACUGGUGUCUCUUCUUCUCUGGUUUUGUUGUAUUUAAAAUAUGAAAUAAUGUUAUUUGUGUUAUUAAAGUGUUCUUGAACAUCUCUAUCCACCCUGUAGAGCUGUUAAAAGUUCACCUUUCGAAUUUGGCCUUAAAUGAGUGUGUGUGCGCGCGCGCGUGUGUUAUGUGUGUAAAUUGAGAGCUGUUUGUUGUGUAUUCUUACUGCAUGGGUUGUUUAUGGUGUUUUGUUUUAAAUUUUGUCUUAAUGUUAAAACGAUGAUUUAUACAUCACCUGGUAGGUUAAAAUGUUAUUGGUGAAAGCACACACUGUCUUUGGUCAGUAAUUCCUACUGAAAGUUUAAAACAAAUUCAGUGGAAAUGGAAGCUUAUACACCAUUACAGAAUAGACUGAGUGGACCUGCACUGGAUUACAAGGAACUUCUAGGACUUCUCUGAAAUGCGUAUGAGCAUAUUGAAGUGCACCUGUGUAACAGAAAACAACUUUAAAUGUUAAAAUUAAAACGAGGCAUUUAUUUUUUUUCAGCAAUCAUCAAAUGACCUGAAGCUGAGAUAUAUAUUUUUUUCUAUACAGAGAUUUAAUUGACAAGACAUCCCAAUUUGUUUAGGUUUAAAAGUUGUUCUGAAUGAAGUAUUGUAGAUGCACAUGAGGCCCAUCACUGAAUGUGACUAUUCUGAGACCGAAAAAGUGUCAAACUAUAAUCUAACAUGUAUGGGUUAAACAGGGUUUGAAAUUAAGACUGGAAAUAUGUAUUUAACAAACAUUGUUGGUCCUAUUUUGACAGUAUCCUUUAAGGUUUAGAUAUCUCAGCUUGAAUGGUAGGAGAGUGCAGCUUCGGCAAGGUGGAACUAUCCAGACGUGUUUCUGAUUUGUAAAAUACAAUUUUCUCUUGGAAUGUAUCCUAAUGUGAACUUAUAUUCAGUUGUUAUCGUCUUGUUCUUUUAAAAAAAUAUUUUUAAUUAUUAUUAUUUGGAUGUUAUCAUUUGUGUUUGCCAUAAUUAAAAACUCAGUAUAUAUAUUCA